AUGGAGAUCAACCACCGUGGCCGCCCGGCCGAAACGAGGUCAACGUCGGUCCUCCAAGGCGACGAGACGUUCUACAACCGCGUCAUCUCACGUGACUCCACCUCCUCCGCCGCCGCCGCCGCCCGCUGCCCUUCGAGCCGGGUGUUUUAUUAUCGGUCCGCCGCCGAAGGGGUGCCGUUCAAUUGGGAGACUCAGCCGGGGACACCUAAGAACCCUCCCAAAGAGGAAGCCAUCCCUCCCAUCAGCCCUCCUCCCGCCGUCCUCAGCCUCUCCCUCCCUAAACCCUCCAUCAUCAACCACCACGUCAAUGCCAACGCCGGUGGAAGAAGAGGAGGAGGAGGGUAUAGUACUAAUGCUCGCAGGCUGAAGUUGUUGUGGAGGUUCCUCGUCGGGAAAGGCAGCGCGAGACGACGCCGGUGGUACGGCCAUCGUCAGAGUACGACGACCCAGGUACUAACAACAACAUUAUUAUUAUUCUUAUUACUAUUAUUCGAAGAAAAAGCUCUAAGCAAAAAUGGCGAUGGAGCUGAUCAACAACAAAUCGAGAAGGGAAAAGAGAACCAUCAUCUCACUCUACCAACUAAACCCAUCCUUCUACAACAAGAUCGUCUCCCGGCGCUCCUCCGUCGGCGACUCCGACCAAAUCACCCGCGGCGGGGUUCCUUUCGUUUGGGAGAUUCAGCCAGGGAAGCCGCGGAUCCCGCCGAAAUCGUUACCGCCAACGGCGCCGCGGCUGUCGUCGGCGUCGUCGCUCAGCCUGAGGAACCUCGCCGGGGUUUCCGUGCGGAAGAGGAGCUUCCUGGCGAAUCGGAUCAAGAAAUUCGGAUCCGGGAUUUCGGAUCUGGUGGUGGGGAAAUUGAAGAGGGUUCCGGUAAUUCGGAUCCCGACGAAAUUGACCGCGGGGCAGAAGGAGAUGGCGAGGGGUUUUUUCUGGAGGAACGUGAAUCGGGCCCACAGAAAGCUGAGGAUCGCCGGGAGCUUCUCCGGGAGGAAGAUCCGGCAGGUGAGGGCUCGGGUUUCGCCGGGAUCGCCGCGGGAAGGUGGGCGCCGGAUCCGGGAGUAUUUCUCAAGGAACGCGAAGUUUCGCCCGGAGAUUUCUCCUUCUUUCUCGGACUUCUCCGGUUCCGGCAGCGGGGGUUCUUCUUCCUCGUCGUCAUCGUCGUCGGUGAAAUCGCCGGCGAAGUCGCGGUUUGCUCUGCGAUCGAGCUCGGGCUUGGGAAAGAAAUUGUCAGCGAAGUGGACUAA
Linum tenue is the source of this 1245-nucleotide messenger RNA. The record is from the annotation of a GenBank genome assembly. NCBI's taxonomy places the organism in Eukaryota, Viridiplantae, Streptophyta, Magnoliopsida, Malpighiales, Linaceae.